AGAACUUCAACAUGUCUGCAGGUGUUCAGAUUCACAGUAUCCCCAAGUCAGACUCAAAUGGCGUACGGCUAAAUAAAAUCUCGAGUUAUCUGACUCAAAACAAGACAUUCGGUGGCGCUCAAGCUAUGCUCUACGCUGCUGGCCUAUCGGAUGAAGAUAUGAACAAGGCGCAAAUUGGAAUUUCUUCUAUGUGGUGGGAAGGCAACCCCUGCAACACGCAUUUACUUGAUCUCGCACGAGAAGUAAAGAAGGGUUGUGAAGAUGAAGGCCUUGUGGGAUUGAUUUUCAAUACUAUCGGAAUUAGUGAUGGCAUUACUCAAGGAAACGAUGGAAUGCACUAUUCACUUCCAAGCAGAGAUUUGAUCGCGGACUCGAUCGAAUCCGUUGUCAUGGCACAACACUUUGACGGGAACAUUGCAAUACCAGGAUGCGACAAGAAUAUGCCCGGGUGCCUCAUGGCUGCAGCGCGCCAUAAUCGCCCUACCGUCAUUAUUUACGGAGGAACUAUCCAGGCUGGCGUAAGGCAUUUAGACUGUCCUGCACUGGGGUAUAAGAAGGGUGAUACAGCCAAUAUAUCUGACGCUUUCGAGUCAUUCGGUGCAUAUACUGUCGGAAAGAUCACGGACGAAGAGAGGUUCGAUGUUGUGAGACAUUCAUGUCCUGGAGCAGGUGCCUGCGGAGGCAUGUAUACGGCAAACACGAUGAGCACGGCUCUCGAAGUCCUCGGAAUGACUUUACCGUAUUCUUCCGGCAUUCCAGCGAAAUAUCCAGAGAAGAUGCAAGAAUGCAGAAGAGCAGCAAAGUAUUUGAAGACUCUACUGGAAAAGGACAUUAAGCCAAGGGAUAUUCUGACGAGAAAUUCGUUCUUGAAUGCCGUUGUGGUGACGAACGUGAUAGGAGGAUCCACCAAUUCCGUCCUCCAUCUUCUUGCAAUGGCAAGGGCGGCGGAUAUCCACCUAACCAUUAAUGACUUCCAGGAGAUAGCAGAUCGUACCCCAUUCUUGGCUGACCUCAAGCCGUCCGGGAAGUAUUAUAUGGAAGAUCUGCAUAGAGCAGGGGGCAUCCCCGCUGUGAUGAAAUAUCUCCUCACUCACACCAACCUGCUCGACGGCAGCCAAAUGACGGUCACGGGAAAAACCUUGGCUGAGAACUUGGCCGAUAUCCCAGAGCUGAACUUCGAAACUCAGAAUGUUGUCAGGCCGUUGGAGAAUCCGAUAAAAUCAACUGGCCAUAUUACAAUUAUGAGAGGAAGCCUUUGCCCUGGGACUGCUGUAGCGAAAUUGACGGGUAAAGAAGGCUAUCAUUUUGAAGGUACGGCGAAGUGCUUCGACAGCAUCGAUGACUUCUAUCCUUCCCUUGCCGCCGGUGAGAUCGUCCCAAAGACGGUCGUCAUAUUCCGAUACCAAGGGCCGAAAGGUGCGCCAGGGAUGCCAGAGAUGCUUGGGCCGACUGGUGCGAUAAUGGGAGCGGGACUCGGUUCGUCUGUUUGUUUGAUCACGGAUGGAAGGUUCAGCGGGGCGUCCCACGGUUUCAUCAUAGGCCAUGUUGUACCUGAAGCACAAGUCGGCGGACCCAUUGCCCUGGUCCAUGACGGCGACAAAAUCGUUGUCGAUGCGAAGGCACGGACGAUCGACUGGACAGUCGAUGAAGAGACGAAGAUUCAGCGCCAGAAGGAAUGGGAAGCAGCUGAACACCCGCUGAAAGUGAAGCGAGGUGUGCUAUUACGCUACGCUCGAGAUGUUGAGCCCGCGAGUGUUGGUGCAUAUUGUGAUUGAAGGACCUCCAGACGAAUUAACGUUGGAGGGAAACGCUUUCUGGUGAAGUGCAAAGUUCAUGCAAAGUCUUGUAUAGUAUGGAUUACAAUCAAUCCUAUCCUCGAAGUAAAACGGUUAUAUAUUAUGAGAUAGCACCCGAAUAUAAAGUUAGAUGUGAUUAUAGCAGAACGUUCAUAAAUCGUUACGAGCGACGUGAGGGUGGGUAUGUAUGCUCCCGACUGGCGUUAGUAGUGGCAGGUGGAUUAGAGACAAAGUCAACGUCGUUGACGUCGUCUCGUCUCGAAGCAUCUCCGUUUGGAGGAGGAGAUUUGUUAGAAGAUCGUUGGGACAUCGCUACGGAUACGAUUGUCGACAAACGAUGGAAAGCAGGAUGCGUCGGUGUUGAUACACUUUGUGGAGAUGCGCACAUUUCAUCUUGCACGAGAAUAGUUGGAGUGACUAGUUGUUCGUCUUGUUCUCGUGGAGAAGGAGAUUCGGGUGCCGACGUAUGUCGUCUUCUGGGUGGUACACCUUCGUCCCUUGCCUUGCCCUUCUCCCGACUCAAAGACUUCGAUCGUCGCCGCCUCUUCCACCACUUCUGUUUCUCCGGUACAACGAUCCGCUCGCCAGGUAGGUGGCUUCCCUGUAGCACAGCUGGGUCUGGCGGUACGAUGAACUCAGCUGCGCGUUGUUCCUCCUCUUCCGACAAUUUGCCACCUUGUCCCACUCUCUUGUAACGUCGUUUUCGUCGGAAACGUUUCACGAGUAUCACGAUGAGUGCAACGAGCCAUGCAACGCCGAUGCAAGUACCGGAAAUUGCACCUGCAAUGAUAGGCGUAAGGGCCUUCUGACCAUUUGGAAGUGCUGCGGCUUCAGAAGAGUUCUCUGCGCGAGCUUGAAGUGUGCUUGUGCCCUGGUAAUAUUCAUUAUUUGUACCUUCGCCUGUGCCCCGGAAAGCAGGCAUGCUCAAGAAGAAGUACAACCCUCAGCGAUGCCCUGAAGGACGGGAUAAAAUACAAUUAAAAGAUAGAGAAACGUGUGCGCAGCUG
This is a messenger RNA of Fomitiporia mediterranea MF3/22, 2803 nucleotides long. Its product is annotated as dihydroxy-acid dehydratase. Gene Ontology annotation, cellular component: mitochondrion. NCBI's taxonomy places the organism in Eukaryota, Fungi, Basidiomycota, Agaricomycetes, Hymenochaetales, Hymenochaetaceae. Gene Ontology annotation, biological process: branched-chain amino acid biosynthetic process. Bases 12 to 1775 code for a protein of 587 amino acids. The transcript is spliced from 29 exons. The record is from RefSeq and is a predicted model, not a curated record. Gene Ontology annotation, molecular function: dihydroxy-acid dehydratase activity.